Messenger RNA from Drosophila hydei, 3384 nucleotides. RefSeq names its product probable cationic amino acid transporter. The record is from RefSeq and is a predicted model, not a curated record. Gene Ontology annotation, biological process: transmembrane transport; amino acid transport. Gene Ontology annotation, cellular component: plasma membrane. Gene Ontology annotation, molecular function: amino acid transmembrane transporter activity. The transcript is spliced from 14 exons. NCBI's taxonomy places the organism in Eukaryota, Metazoa, Arthropoda, Insecta, Diptera, Drosophilidae. Bases 767 to 3187 code for a protein of 806 amino acids.
AAGCCAACAACGACUCUAACGGAACUGAAACGCGUAUCUUUUUUUCCUCGAACGAAAAACGUACAGAAAGAAGAAAAAAGGAAAAAGAAAGUUAUAUACACAGGCAAAGACUGCAAUCAUUCAUUCACAGUUCGAGUCCGGAGUCCUGCUCAAACUGUAGCUAAAAAAAUUCGCGCGUGCUGAAAAAAAUACAAAAUAGAAGGAAAAAUAUAUUCGCAUAGAAAUAAUUAGAAGUAAAUUGCGUUUUGCUGCACGCGCACUGGAAUUUUUUUUAUACCUCGGUGAAUGGCAAAAAAUAACAACAACAACCGCAGCAGCAGCAGCAACAAAUAGCUUUAAAACUGUUGAAUAUAGAAUGACGUUGCAGACAAAAAUCAAUGUAAAAUAUAAAGCGAUAAAAGCAACAGCAGCAGCAACAGCAACAACAACAACAACAAGCGCCCGUCUGCGCCGCCGUUGACACGCACGCACCCAUACAAACAAAGCAGACAGCUAGACACUAAGACAGCACACGCAAGUACAAAAAACACGCACACACACAUAAACACACACGUACAUACACAGGGCAGUUAGGCCUAGUGCUGCGUGGGCGCAAAAAGGAGCAGCAAAUACAAAUUGUGCACAAAAAACAACAAGCAGCAUAGCGCAACAGCGAGAAGGAGCAGCGACAGCGACAGCAGCAGCGCAGCAACAGAGCUGAUUAAAGCUGUGCAUUAAAAGUUAAACAAAAACAUUUGCGAACACAAAAAAGUGCCAUUCACACACAAUGAAGCCAUCAGACUUGCUGCUGGUGUUGCAAAAGGUCAAGUUCAGGUUGCCCUUGCCGCCGGGCGUUAGCUCCACAACUCUCCUGCCGAAGCUAAUACGCACCAAGGAUGUAAAGCAGCUGCAGGACGGCAAUGCACAGCCCACAAAGCCCAAGCUAACGAAAUGUCUAAAUACCCUGGAUCUGACAUCCUUGGGCAUUGGGUCAUGUUGUGGCACUGGCAUGUACCUUGUGGCGGGCCUGGUGGCCCAGAAGAUGGCUGGCCCCGGUGUGGUGAUUAGUUUUAUUAUAGCCGCCAUAGCGAGCAUAUUCUCAGGCGCUUGCUAUGCGGAAUUUGGCGUUCGAGUGCCACACACUUCCGGCUCGGCCUAUAUGUAUUCAUAUGUGGCAGUUGGAGAAUUUGUAGCUUUUAUAAUUGGUUGGAACAUGAUAUUGGAAUAUCUAAUAGGAACAAGUGCCUGUGCAUGUGCAUUAAGCUCAAGUUUUGAUUCAUUGACGGGCAAUGCCAUUGCGACUGCGAUGAGUGAGUCUAUUGGCACCAUAUUUGGCAAACCACCUGACUUUAUAGCCUUUGGCAUAACGCUCAUCAUGACCAGCGUUUUGGCGAUGGGUGCCAGUAAAUCAGUCAUCUUCAAUCAUACCCUAAACGCCAUCAAUCUGGCCACGUGGGUGUUCGUUAUGGCCGCAGGGCUCUUUUACGUUGAUACGAAAACGUGGUCGGAGCAUCAAGGCUUUCUGCCCUAUGGCUGGAGUGGCGUUUUCUCGGGUGCCGCAACCUGUUUCUAUGCAUUUAUUGGUUUCGAUAUCAUCGCAACCACCGGCGAGGAGGCUCACAAUCCGCAAAAGAGCAUACCGAAGGCAAUUGUUGGCUCCCUCAUCGUUGUCCUCAUUGCCUAUGUCAGCGUUAGUCUAGUCCUUACUUUAGUCGUGCCAUAUGAUCACAUCAAUGUGGGCGCAGCGCUGGUGCAGAUGUGGUCCUAUGUGAAUGCGCCCAAGUGUCGUGCCGUGGUUGCAGUGGGAGCCACGGCUGGUCUCUCUGUGGCAAUGUUCGGUUCGAUGUUUCCGAUGCCGCGCGUCAUCUAUGCCAUGGCUCAGGAUGGCUUGAUAUUCAGGCAAUUGUCGCAUCUGUGGCAGCGCACAAAUGUGCCCGGCUUGGCGACGCUGGGCAGCGGACUGGCCGCCGCGCUGGUUGCCCUAACCGUGCGCCUGGACAUACUAGUGGAGAUGAUGUCGAUUGGUACGCUGCUGGCCUACACCUUAGUGUCUACCUGUGUGCUGGUGUUGCGCUAUCAGCCGCAUAGUACGUCGCUGGUGGAGCUGUUGCCGGCACAGUUGCGCACGCCUUUGGCACCGGGCACCGCCACUGAUCCGCAUGCUCGUCCUUCGGAGGUCCUCGAGCCGACAAAGCUAACGAUUAAGCGUGUGACGCGCGGCAUGUCCGAUUCGGAUGAUUCGUUCAUCGAUGACAGUCCGGAGGGCUAUUUGGGUGGACGGGAUGAUCAGUUUUUGGUGUCGGAUCGUUCCGAGAAUAAGUUCUAUGGCAGCGUCCAUGGUGCCCCGACCGGACCCACUGGACAGGCCACAGCCUUUGAUACGAUGGGCCUUAAUUUUAUAACGCGCAAAAUACAUGACUAUGCGUACCUGUGCCCCGGUUUCUUUCCCUGGGUGAAUCCCGGUCAGGCGACCUCUGAAAGUGGCAUGUAUGUCACGAAACUAGUUGGAAUCAUGUUCGGUCUCAUAUUCUUCUUGGAUUUGUUCGCGGCCAUCGGUUGGUCCGGCGGCCUCGCCAUCUUCAUUUAUAUCAUUUUAUUUAUCGGCAUAUUUGUGAUAUUAUUGAUUAUAUCGAGACAACCACAGAAUAGAUAUGCACUUGCGUUUUUAACGCCUGGACUUCCAUUUAUUCCGGCUAUCGCAAUAACUGUUAACAUUUAUUUAAUAUUUAAGCUAAGCAUACUGACCCUCAUUAGGUUCACUGUGUGGAUGACUCUCGGCUUCAUUAUGUACUUCUACUACGGCAUCACGCACAGCAGCAUGGAGCAGACCAGCGAUGAGCUGGAGCUUCAUGUCGAUAAGGAUUAUAGCAAAAACGUUGAUGAUAAAGCCGUUUGGGAUCAGCAAUCCUAUAACCAAACACAUGAGCCCGUCUGGGCCAGCAAGGAGGUUAAGCAAUCCACAAAGCAACGUUAUAGCUAUGGCAAGAACGCCACAGCUGGCGGCCAGGCUGGCAAUCGGAAUACGUCCAAUGCCAGUAAAUCCGGGCCCGAUGCGGCUGCGGCUCCAGCUACAGAUGCGAGAGCUGCGCCCGUGCCGCCUGCGAAUGCACGAAGCGCGGAGGGCCGAAGCCGUCCAUUGGAGCAUCAAUAUACCGGUCAGUUUAGCAUGUUUGUGGACGAGGGCCAGUUUCCGACGUGGGAUGACUAAAUCAUGCUGAGCGCCAUCGUUAUGUAUCGAUUUAUCGAUACCCAACAUGAAAUCGUACAGUUCAACUUCCAUAAGUUCAUUUCCGUUUCCGUUCGCGUUUGCGCCUCGCUGUGAUCGUGUAUCAGCCAGGCAGCUACCUUCGAGGGGCAAACUAAGAGCGGCACAUACAUAUUUAUAUAUACAUGUAUUUGUAUGUA